Tachysurus vachellii is the source of this 2018-nucleotide messenger RNA. It is a transcript of the gene nefla, whose product is annotated as neurofilament light chain a. Gene Ontology annotation, cellular component: axon; cytoplasm; postsynaptic intermediate filament cytoskeleton. Gene Ontology annotation, biological process: neurofilament bundle assembly. The transcript is spliced from 4 exons. The record is from RefSeq and is a predicted model, not a curated record. Gene Ontology annotation, molecular function: structural constituent of postsynaptic intermediate filament cytoskeleton. The coding region runs from base 52 to 1962 and encodes 636 amino acids. NCBI's taxonomy places the organism in Eukaryota, Metazoa, Chordata, Actinopteri, Siluriformes, Bagridae.
UCUGCUAGCUGUGAGAAGAAGAAAUAGACAGAGCUAGUUGUCCUUGAAGCCAUGAGUGGUAUUGGUUUUGAUCCUUACUACACCUCCUCAUACAAGCGCUGGUAUGUGGAGAGUGCUCCCCCACGUCCGGCGACACGGACCCGCUCGCGCACAGUGUACUCCAGCCAUCCAACUCCGCUGUCCUCAGCUCGGCUCCACUACAGCUCCCCCGGGCGCGUCUCCUCCUCCUCCUCCUUGUUUCUGAGCAGUGCUGCCCACCCUCUGGACUUGAGCCAGGCAGCACAGGUGAGCUCUGAUCUCAGAGCGGUACGCACUCAGGAGAAGGCCCAGCUGCAGGAGCUCAAUGAUCGCUUUGCUGGCUUCAUUGAGCGUGUCCAUGAGCUUGAGCAGCAGAACCGAGCCCUGGAGGCUGAGCUGCUUCUGCUGAGGCAGAGGCACAAUGAGCCAUCCUGCCUGCGUGCCCUGUAUGAGCAGGAAGCCCGAGUUCUCCGAGCCGCUGUGGAUGAGGCUGAACAUGAGAAGCAGGCUGCAAUGAGCAGAAGAGAGCACUUAGAAGAAAUGCUGAGGUCCCUGCAGAAGCAGUACGAUGACGAGUCCCUGGAACGUGAGAACUCUGAAGCCAGGCUCAUGGAUGCACGAAAAGAGGCUGACGAGCAAGCUCUUACUCAGCUGGAACUGGAGAAGAGAGUGGGUGUUCUUCUGGAUGAGCUGACCUUCCUCAAGAAGCUCCAUGAGGGAGAGAUCUCUGAGCUGCAAGUCCAGCUCCAGUAUGGUGCCCAAAUAGCCAUUGAAACCGAGACCACCAAGCCCGACCUGUCCAGUGCCCUACGUGACAUCCGGGCACAGUAUGAGAGGCUGGCAGCACGCAACAUGCAGGCUGCAGAAGAGUGGUACCGUGGAAAAAUGGGACAUCUGACAGAGACCGUGGCCCACCACACCAGCGCUGUGAGAACAUCCAAGGAUGAAGCAGGCGAGUACCGGCGGCAGCUGCAGGCACGCAUCCUGGAAAUAGAUGCCUGCAAGAAUCUUAAUGAAUCAUUGGAGAAACAGCUGAGAGAAGUGGAGGACAAGCAGAGUGCAGAAAUCACGGCCAUGCAGGACACAAUCAAUGAGCUUGACAAUGAACUCAGAGCCACUAAAGGUGAAAUGGCCAGGUACCUUAAAGAGUACCAAGAUCUCCUUAAUGUCAAGAUGGCACUUGAUAUUGAAAUAGCUGCAUACAGGAAGCUCUUGGAGGGUGAGGAAUCUCGUCUCAGUGCCGGCAUGGCAGGAAGUCUGACCAGUUCCUAUGCGAUGGCUCCUUCCUAUUCACGUGCCUUUUCUGUCCAGACAAGUAUGACCUCUGCUGCCCCCUAUCUGUUCAGCUCUCGCCUGAUGACUUCCACCCUCUCUGCGGAACCAUCUAAGGAAGAAGAGGAAGAGCAGGAGGAAGAAGAAAAGGAAGAGGAAGAGGAGGAAAAGGAAGAAGUAAAGGAAGAAGAAGAAGCAGCAGAAGAAGAAAAGACAGAGGAGAAGGAAGAAGGUGAAGCAAAAGAUGAAGCAGAAGAGAAACAAGAGGAGGAAGAAGAGGAGGCGGCAGAGGAGGAAGAAAAGGAAGGAGGUGAAGAAGAGGAGCAAGAAGGAGGAGAAGAUGCUGCACAGGUGGAAGAGGAAGAGGGUGGUGAGAAGGAAGGAGAAGAGGAAGAGGCCAAGAAAGAUGAGGAAAAAGGGGAUGAGAAGGUUGAGGCUGAGACAGACUCAGGAAAAGAUAAGGAGGAUAGUAAGUCAGCUGAGCCAGAUAAGGAGGAACCUGAGCCAAAACCUAAACCAACUAAAGAAAAAGUCAAAGAGGAGCCAGAGAAAGCUAAACCCAAAGAAGCAGAAAAACCAAAAGCAAAAGAUGAAGGUGAAACUAAAGCUGAGGGAAAGCAAGAACCAGAAAAGCAGAAAGAGGAAACAGAUAAACCCAAAGAAAAGAAGUAAAGAAAUCUCAGGUAGCCUGCACGUAUUUACCCUCAGUUCUCUGACAAUGGCGCCAA